Messenger RNA from Closterium sp. NIES-67, 2429 nucleotides. The record is from the annotation of a GenBank genome assembly. Lineage: Eukaryota; Viridiplantae; Streptophyta; Zygnematophyceae; Desmidiales; Closteriaceae.
CCCUAGGGUUCCCUAGGGUCUUCUGUGGGUAUAUUAUUCCUUGCUUGCCGUCAGCCCCUUACACGUCGAUCGUUCCGCGCGUCUCGCUUCUUCCGCACAUGCACGCCGAACGGGUGAGAUUUCACGAAAGUACCUGGCGUGCUGGUGUGCUGUUAUUUCGCACCGGUCUCCUCGCCUUCCGAUCCGGAUGCCUGCAGAUGCCACAGCAGAGGUGCUAGAGCAUGGUCGCGGGGAAUCUUCCCCGCACAAGCGAAAGCGGGGAGACGCGGAAGGGGAGGAUCCGCGCAGCCGUCUCAACUGCAGAGGACUGGCGAGUCUAGACCCAGAGAAUACCGACGAUGGACGCGCGGAGAGCGUUUUUGGCGCGAGCAUGGAGCAGGAUUGGGAGACGAGAGCGAUGCAAGCGGUGGUGGAAUUGGACACGAGCAGUGAUGAGGACGGGGAGGAGGGAGCAGCGCGGAGGGGGGAAGGGGGCGCGGAGAGAGAAGGACAUGCAUGCUUGAAGCGGCGAGGAGAGGUAAGGACUGCAAAGGAGAGACAUGCGACGAGGGGGGUGGAGGAGAGCGACGACGCUGAGGAUGGUAGAGCACUGGAGGGCUGUGGGCCGUGCGGACGAUGCGGAGGAUGCGGGAGGGCGAGGGAAGAGGUGAAGCAAGAGAUGGUGGAGGAAGCGAUGCGAGGCCUGGGAUGUGAGGGUGCACCUGCUCCCAUGCAUGCACCUGUGCGAUCAGCAGCACCAGCACCAGCACCAGCACCAGCACCAGCACCAGCACCGGCACCGGCACCAGCACCAGCACCAGCACCAGCACCAGCGCCAGCACCAGCACCAGCACCAGCGCCAGCACCAGCACCAGCACCAGCACCAGCACCAGCACCAGCACCAGCACCAGCGCCAGCACCGGCACCGGCACCAGCACCAGCACCAGCGCCAGCACCAGCACCAGCACCAGCACCAGCACCAGCGCCAGCACCGGCACCAGCACCAGCACCAGCACCAGCACCAGCACCAGCGCCAGCACCAGCGCCAGCACCAGCACCAGCGCCAGCAUCAGCGCCAGCACCAGCGCCAGCAUCAUCAACAUCACCAGAAACGGCACCAACAACAGCACCAGAAACGCUGCAGAAAUCAGGCGAGCAGAAAUCAGGAGAGCAGAAAUCAGGAGAGGCAUUAGGGGAAGAGUUGCAGCGAGGCAGUGAGAGAAUGGUGGAAGGGGAGGAGAGGGUGGGGUUGGGGCAAGGGAGCAGUGGAGCAGGUGGGGCAGAGAGCACUCCUUGCCCUCACAACCCCGCGCCAUGCCCUCCUCACAACCCCCUGACAUGCCUUCUUGACAACCCCGUGCCAUGCCCUCCUGACAGUCCCGUGCCAUGCCCUCUUGACAACCCCGUGCCAUGCCCUCCUGACAUUCUCGUGCCAUGCCCUCUUGACAACCCCGUGCCAUGCCCUCCUGACCGUCCCGUGCCAUGCCCUCUUGACAACCCCGUGCCAUGCCCUCCUGACAGUCCCGUGCCAUGCCCUCUUGACAACCCCGUGCCAUGCCCUCCUGACAGUCCCAUGCCAAGCCCUCUUGACAACCCCGUGCCAUGCCCUCCUGACAGUCCCGUGCCAUGCCCUCUUGAUAACCCCAUGCCAUGCCCUCUUGACAACCCCGUGCCAUGCCCUCUUGACAACCCCAUGCCGGGCCCUGAAACGCCGGUGCAGCGCACUGAAAAGGCCAAGGCAUUGCCCGAGGCUACUGAGAAUCCCUCUGUGAGUUCCUCUAAGUUACCUGAAGAACAGCCUGAAAGCGGCAGUGGCGUCAGCAGGAGUGUGCCACAGGAGCUGCUUGCACAGGCUGAGGGAACAGGUGGUGGUGACCUCUCACCAUCUCAAGCGGCAUCUGCUGAUGCAAACGAUGCAGCGGUUGCUUCUCAUGCCGACCGGCCCAUUCCACCUCCCAACAGCCCUCCACUGCCACGACAGCAGGAGCUUCCAUGUCAGCAUCUGCCCAGUCACAACACGUCAGCACAAGCCGAGCCAGAGAAUUUGACGGGCACUGCAGAGGAAAGGAGGGAGGGAGGUGCUGCUGGUACCCAAAGCCACCUGCUUGCGCCGUGUGUAUCUGCCGGAUUGCAAGACCUCAUGGGAACUGCUCGUGCGGCUCUUGAGGAUCUGGAGGCGGUGAUUGGUGAGGUAGAGAUGAGUUGGCACCCAGAUGUGCGGGCGAUGGCUCUGGAGGAGAUGUGGGACGUGGGGAAGGCGGCUGUGCAGAGGAUGGAAGAGAAGAGUGAUCAUGUAGUGAUGGAACAUAGGAGGAAGCUAGAUAAAUGCCUGGAGGAAUUAGAUCGGUGGCUUGAAGCAGAGGAAGGAAGACAAAGAAGAGAAGCUAACUAAUGUAAUGCGGACAAUGAAUAGUGCACUCCGCCUUUUCAGAGCAGAACUCAUUUUGAGU